AUGCCUAGGAAGCAUUUAGGCUCACCGGAACAGCCCAGUUUCGAACUGCCGUCUUUGCCGCCAUGGAGGACUCCCAAAAUAAAGAUAUUACAUCAUACACCUUCUAAAGGGCGAUCGCUACUAGACGAUCGCGAUAUCUUCGAGACACCAAGAAACCUCAUGGAAGACUCGGCUGCGACCAACAAAAGGGUCAAAAAUUCAGAGGUUUACGAUUUUACUCCAUUUUGUGACAAGAAGCUGCUGGCAGCGAGCAAAAUUGGCAACAUGCGAAGUUCAGAAAGCGCUACACAUUGUCUGGUAUUCCACAAGGACAAACACAAAGCAGAGACAGCUCUCAAAGAUUUCAGGCCGGACCUGGAUUUAUGGUGUUGUGACAGCUCUGAAGACGAGCUAGAGAAGCCUUCCUCGUCUUUAGAAAGGAAUGGUAUUACGGAUGACGUCCAGGGUAGCACUGACGGUGGUGCGGGCCACCAUUUUUCCUCCACAGGGCAUCUUUUACACCCCAACUCUCGCCCUCGAUUCGACACUGGAGUCUCUGCCGAGAAGAGCACACUGCGGCAAUUCUGGAACGGCUCCGAUGCGGCGGAGACGUUGGAGCGAAGCCAACUUCACGACAUUCACUCGGUCCUGCUUCACGAACAAGAUUUGAUCCACAGACACCAGCGUCAAAUCCAGCAAAAUGAGCCCGUUUUACCGGAAACCGAACCGGAUUUCUACAAAUGGCUACGCAAGUAUUGUCAAACUGUCUCAGACAGAGAUUCAUGGAUUUGGACACCACAACUGGAUAUCACUGAUGGUGGUACUCAUCGUACAGAUUAUUAUGUGACACCUUCAGAUUACGUCAGCACAAACGUGACACACAGCACGUGA
Messenger RNA from Lachancea sp. 'fantastica', 870 nucleotides. The record is from the annotation of a GenBank genome assembly. NCBI's taxonomy places the organism in Eukaryota, Fungi, Ascomycota, Saccharomycetes, Saccharomycetales, Saccharomycetaceae.